Penicillium lagena is the source of this 1959-nucleotide messenger RNA. RefSeq lists its product as uncharacterized. The record is from RefSeq and is a predicted model, not a curated record. Bases 1 to 1959 code for a protein of 652 amino acids. Lineage: Eukaryota; Fungi; Ascomycota; Eurotiomycetes; Eurotiales; Aspergillaceae. The transcript has 5 exons. Gene Ontology annotation, cellular component: lipid droplet.
AUGGCCUCCGGAUCUACCAGGAAGCCCGACGCCCUUGACAUCUCGCGCUCGUCGACCAUGGAGUCGCCCCCGGGCAUUGCGGCCUUGUUCGUCAUCCGUUUCGACAUUCGCACCGGCUAUGUGGUUUCGUGGAAGCGCACUGUACCCGGAGGUGAGCAAUCGAUUGAUCUAGCCGAGUUUGUCUCUCAUUCCGACGCGCGAACUGACUUCGGGAUAGUUGAGGUGGAAGGGGUGGUCGAAUACAAGUCGCUUCCUUCUGGCCUGCACAAUGUGACCGAGGAUCUAGUCUAUUUCGUCCAUGAGCAGUAUGCCGGGAUCAGCGCGUUCCUCAACCAGCCUGCCGAAGAGGCGGAGCGCAAUGCAAAUAUGUUCGCCAUCGGCGUGCUCGUGCCUCUUAGCUCGGGUAGACUGGGGAAGAGCUGGAGACAUGCCCCGAGACUCAAGGAACUGACGCUGAAAUACGCCGCGGAUAUGUCCGAUGAGCAGCCGCUGUGUGAUUACUGGGACGCCUUCCAGGUCGGAGGAGCCGACACCACUGACUCCCCUGUCGAGUCCCCCCUCAGCCUCCGCUUUCCUCAUGGCGAGCGGCCGGACAAUCGCAACCGCGCCUUCAGCGAUGCCAUGUUGUUGGGAACUUUCCGGCCGGCCCUGACGCCUUUCCACCCUGCCUCGUCGCUCCCUGAUUUUAUCGACAGCUGCGGUCCCUUGAUCUUCCCCCUGUACAGAGCGGCCUUGUUGCGCAAACGCAUUCUCUUCAUUGCCGAAGCCCCCGUGCACACUUCUUGCAACUAUGUAUAUGAUUUGUCUUUGUUAGCCUCUUUGCCGAACUCCCUUCUUCAAUUCCUCCCGUCCGAGCGUAUCCCGAGUCUCCGACCUCGCCCGCUCUUCAACGUCGGCAUCCACGAUAUUCCCUAUCUUGCUACCCUCGACCCAUCUCAAGCUCGACUAGACCCCGAAACGGACCCGAGCUGGAUCGCCUGCUCGACAGACAGUGUCCUGAGCCUGAAACCCGACCUCUAUGACGCGCUCGUGACCCUGCCUCCGCCCUACUCCCGCCAUGCGGCAGAACGCACCUUUCCCAAAAUCGCACUGAUGCACACCCCCGGCUCGAAGCCUAAUACCACCCAAACCGUUCACUUGAAAGCAACGCAGCGCGACGCCCGGCGCUACUACAUGCUGCGCAGAGGUCUCCGCAAAUUUUCACAAGACCGGGCAGCGUCCGAAUCGGACGACGAUUCCGACUCCGACUCAACCUACUCCUCCAGCCCCGUCGUCGAGCCGCUCUCCUGGACCCGCCUCGCCUACACCUCGUUCAUCUGGUGGGCCUCCGCAGGCGAGAACCGCGACGGCCUCUCCCAAGAAGAGGAGGAACACCAGAUCGAGCAAGACAGUCGCCUCCUGGCAAGCGUGGAGAGCCUCGCCUUCACCCCGACCAACAGCAUCGGUCGCCGCGGCGCUACAAACUCCGAUGACUCGGCGCAGCAACCGCCCGAAGUGGCUCUGGUAGCUUACUUCCGUCGCCUGACGACCCAGAUCUUCGUCACGCUCGCCGACGCCAUUGCACGAAACGAUAGUGGCGACGGACAAGAUAACCCAGAGGUCACCAAUGAGACACCAUCCUACUUCGACGACCCCGCCGGCGGCAACGACACAGACCUCUCCCUAUCCAUGUCCCGCCAGUCCCUGCCCACAGACGACGGCAACACGCCUCUCCUCCGCCAGCGCUCAAGCGCCCACCACCACUCCUCCCAGAAUGAUGUUCGAUCGACCCGUGCCGCCGACGCCGACUCCGCAGCGGACCCCGUCACGAUCACCAUUGCCGACAUGGCGGAGAUGGGUCUUGAUGUAUGGAGUGCAACAGACCGCAUCUUUGCUGAGGAGCUUGUUUCGCUCUGGUGGGGACGCCCCGCGCGGGUGGAUAGUGCGCGCAUCAGAUGUUGUGGUAUUUCUAUCUUGUAG